Molecule: messenger RNA, 2450 nt
Organism: Penaeus chinensis
Lineage: Eukaryota; Metazoa; Arthropoda; Malacostraca; Decapoda; Penaeidae
Exons: 10
Coding region: 267-2204 (645 amino acids)
Source: RefSeq, a predicted model, not a curated record
AGAAUUUUCUGUUACUAUUUAUGUUUAUGUUACCGAGAGCGACGAACGGAGAUAGAGAGAAAUGGACACUGCCAUCUUAUAGAGUAUAAAAAAAUAGAGUAGGAAGCAAUACAGGUAUAUCUGCAGAGGCCUCGUAUUUACCAGGAAAUUACGAAAAUUCCCAGUGUGUGUCACCACUCAGAGACAAAGUCUGCAAUACUCUCACACGGGCACAGUUCUUAAUGUCAAGUUUUCUGUAAGUUUGCACAAAGUGUUAGUAAAGAAAUAUGAGCAUACCAACAUUCAUAAAGACAGAGUGGUGGGGGCAAGGAAAAGCCAUUCUAAAAUUCUCUGCUACUGAAGCAAGUGGAGAAAAUGCAGAGGACAAGGAUAAGGGAGGUGGUAUCAUUGAGUGCUACAUAUCUUCUGUAAAGAUCAGAGAAUAUUCAGAGAAAUGCCCAAAGAGGAAUAAUGAACAAGAAGAAAGUAAAGCUGUUGAAGAAUUGAAGACUGAAACAUAUCCUCCAGAUGUGCCUUUAGAGACAUGGCAAGACUGGUUGAAUCACUGGGAAUUAUGGAAGGAAGUGUACAUCUCACUCUCAUGGGUGAACAAGUAUAGAAAACUCUGCAAACCUGAUUAUAUCCAGUGGUAUGACUCAUAUAUAGAAAAUUACCCUGAUAUUUUACCUUUGAUUUUAGAGGGCCUUGGAGAGGUAACAGAAGACCUUGAGUUUUUCCAAGAGGAUUCAGUUAUGGAAGUAGAAGCACAGACACAAAAAGGAAAUGAGAUUAACACUGAUUUCAGUGACAGUGACAAAGCUAACCCUAAUCUAAAAACAAUUGAGAAGUCAGACAAAAAAAAGAAGUUAGAUGCUCUCUAUGACAAACAUUCGGAAGAAAGAUACUGGAUACAUUUGAGAAGGUUCUUGUUACUGAGUGGUAUAACUAAAACAGACGAACUUGAAGAGUUUUUCAACAUAUCUGCAAACCUCAAAUAUUCUGACACUGAAAAUUACAACAAUGCAAAUGAGGGUGCUCUGGAGGAAGAAUCCUGUUACAAUACUUCAGAAAAUGAUUCACUGUUGCUUAAGACAGACAAAGAUCCAAGAACUGCAGAUAACUUUCCAACGUAUAGCAGUGAAGAAGACUUUUCUUCAAACAAAAGCAGUAGUAAGGCAUCUAGAAAAUCAGAUGAUGAUUCUUAUGAAUAUGAAGAGCAUAUAGAGAAGAAAUUUAAAAGUGCAAGUGAAGAACAAGAUAACACAAAUAAAGAAGAAAAUGAAAAUGAGUACUCUCUCCAAGCAAAGAUGCUGGAACAAGAAGAAACAGAUGAUUUUGAUAUGGAUGAAGUAGCACAAGUAAAGAAAAGGGAACCCACGAGGAGAAACAGAAAGAAGCCAAAGAACGCUGGGCUAAGUAAUACAUCGGGGUUAGCAUGGGCUCUACAGAUUCUUCAGAAGCAUAGUGAUGGCACAGGAAACACAGAUGAAAAUGAAACACAUAUAGAAAGCCUGAGAGAUUCUGAAACUCAAGUUGCUAUACCAAUGGACAGCUCCAUGGCUAGUUUCAGUGAUGAGCUUAACAAGAACACAUGUCCUGAUAUUUCCCCAAGUUUGGAUGGGAAACAUUCUAAAACAGAGGCCUCUCCAGUGAAUGAAAGUGUUACUAAUACUAAACCUGAUAGCUAUAAAGGAAGUACCAGUAAUAGGAGUAAUAGUCUGGGAAUAGGAGAAAAUAAAAGUGAUAUUCAAACAUUACAAGAUUCAGAACAGAUGGUAACAAGCAGUAAGGACGACAAAAAUGAGAUGGAAAAGCAGAAAAGUGGAAAGUUUGUUGAUUCAAAAAUAUUUGGAUUGCUGAAGAGGUUCACUGAUAUUUAUUUGAUUCAUGGCAUAAGAAUUCUGUAUCCAGUCAUUUCAGAUCCACUAUUUGGAAUGAUAAGGCUGAUACUACCAUCCCAACCACAACCUUCACGUAGCUGCAAUGAACCUGACUUGAAUUCUGAAGGCUCAAGAAAAACACGGUCCCAGAGGAGGAGCCAUAAUAAUGCCCAAAAUAAAUUCUCACUGUGGUUAAAGCCUGUAGCCUUUGAUUAUAUGGAUGGCUAUGGAUUUAAGGAAUUACAUUUAGAAGAGUUUGAAGAAUUUGAAGAACCAAGGGAGCACAAGUUGUAUAUCAGAAAGUGGAAGAAAAUGGACCAGGAGAUCUGCAUCUUCUUACUCUGAAUUUGUAUGAUUUAGCAGCAGAAGCAAAGAAUAUGACUGAGGAACCAUUGAAAAGAACUCAUAUAACUUUUGAUGAGGAACAAACAUUGUUGAAACCACUAGCACUUACGUAGACAUGCCAACAGAUAGGAAUACCAGUGUUCAGAGGAGGAAAUUUGGAAUCAGCUGACACAAGGAUAUACCCAGACGAAGUACAAAGUUGGGGCUACUAAUCCAGUUUGAUAACCAAAAGGGAUUGUAAAAAUG